AUGAGGAAUCUGGUAGCAAGUGUGAUUGUUUUUGCGCAUUGGUUCAACAUACAAGCGGUAAAGUGUACAUUGAACGACUUCAACGAAGGGCGAACGACAAACGAAGGCGUCAACUUCCAGACUACCAGCGCGCAAGCCUUGUUUGAAGAAAAUACGCAAACAGAAGCGACUACUACUGAGCUCAUGUUCGAUGGGGGCGCAGCAUUUGUUACAAGUACCGAGUUACCAUGGAGCACCGAUAGUCAAUCGAAUGGAAUAAGUUACACUGACGAUACUGAAUGGACGACUGCAAAUCUUUAUGAUCCUUACUGCAGACCCGAUCUUUGCCUACGCUACAAUAGAUUCGGUGAGCUGGUGCCCAAGAAGCAUGUAGCCUGCGGGUUCAACGGUUCUUUCUCCGAUACCUGCCCACCAGGUCGAAUGAUAUUGAAGAUCGACUCGGAGCUGCGUCAGGUGAUUCUAGACCUGCACAACGAAGUCCGCGACCGGCUAGCGAGUGGAGCCGAAAAGGGAGCGGAAUUCGCGCCUGCAUCUAGGAUGCCGACAGUGGUUUGGGACGAUGAGUUGGCGAAUCUGGCGGAGAUAAAUGUACGCGGCUGUAAGUUCGAGCACGAUGAGUGCCGUAGUACGGAAAAGUUCCUGCAUGCUGGGCAAAAUCUUGCCACCGGCUCGUACUACCUUGAGACGGACAUUUUGGCGAUCGUUCGCAACUUGACCAUGCUGUGGUACCACGAGUUCGAAGACACGACGCAGCAUGUUUUGGAUGCCUACACGACUGAGUUUAACGCAACUAUCGGGCACUACACGCAGAUGAUUUCCGAUCGCACUACUGCUAUCGGUUGUGGUAUUGUGAUCUAUCCCAAUAAGAUGGAAGACUUUGUGUUCAAAACGGUCCUGUAUGCCUGCAAUUACGCGAUAACGAGCAUCGUUGGGCAGCCGGUUUACCUGAAGGGCGAACCAACCAGUCGAUGUCAAUCCGGUAGCAAUCCAGCCUUUUUCAGUCUAUGCAAUGCUGAGGAAAAUGAACUGAUUAAAGCUAUCCCCUUCUACGAUUGA
Molecule: messenger RNA, 1056 nt
Organism: Anopheles coustani
Lineage: Eukaryota; Metazoa; Arthropoda; Insecta; Diptera; Culicidae
Product: antigen 5 like allergen Cul n 1-like
Exons: 3
Coding region: 1-1056 (351 amino acids)
Source: RefSeq, a predicted model, not a curated record